UCGGGAAGCGAAAGUUGGAUCGCCGCUCCGCUGGGAGCAACUUUGUCAGCCCCGCGGCGGCUGCGGGUUCUUCGCGCCCGGGCCGCCGGAGUCCUGCCCUCUCCUCCCUGGCCGAGCCGUCGCCCUCGCGGGCUUCCCUGUUCUUGGAAGCCGCCUUCCUCCCAUGUCUGGGGUCCACGGCCACAGACCCUAAGGCGUCGGCAGCUGCAGCACCCGGUCUGGCAGCGCCAGCGUCCCCGGGCGCCCCAGCCCCACUCGGGGGCUGGUUCCCGCGCUCUGCCUGGGACAAGCCCUUGGUGGGCUCGGCAUCUCUUCGUCUGGCUGGACGCCCGGGUCUCCUGGCCCCUAAACCCCUAAGGCUCCACCUUGCCCUCUGUAGGGCCGCCCGGGGCUCCUGCGGAGGCUGCGCGCAGCGCGGCGAACUGUGUGGCCUGCCCUGGGCCGGCGCUGGGAUUGCCAGGAGCUGCACGGGGCUCACCGCAGACCCCUCGUGGCCCGAGUCUUCUGGUCAAGGGCAACAAUAGUAGACACUGAUCAUCUUUUAAGGAGCGAGGGAUUUUCAAGAUGAAUUAUACCAAGUCCAGCCCAUUGACAGAAUCGACUGCAAUAGGUUUUACACCUGAGUUAGAAAGGAUCAUACCCGUGCCUUCCAAUGAGACCACAUGCGAAAACUGGAGAGAGAUACAUCACCUCGUUUUUCAUGUAGCAAAUAUUUUUUUCACGAUUGGGUUGGUUAUUCCAACCACCCUUCACCUUCAUAUGAUACUCCUUAGGGGAAUGUUAUCUAUAGGAUGUACCCUUUAUAUUGUCUGGGCCACUCUCUACCGAUGUGCCUUGGAUAUCAUGAUCUGGAACUCCGUAUUCCUGGGUGUCAACAUUUUGCAUCUGUCAUAUCUUUUGUACAAGAAAAGACCGGUAAAGAUUGAGAAGGAACUCAGUGGCAUCUACCGCCGACUGUUUGAACCACUCCGUGUGCCUCCAGAUCUGUUCAGAAGAUUAACCGGCCAGUUUUGUAUGAUCCAAACCUUAAAAAAGGGCCAGACGUAUGCUGCAGAGGAUAAAACCUCAGUUGAUGACCGUCUGAGUAUCCUUCUGAAGGGGAAAAUGAAGGUUUCCUAUCGAGGACAUUUUCUGCAUAACAUUUACCCCUGUGCCUUUAUAGAUUCUCCUGAAUUUAGAUCAACUCAGAUGCACAAAGGUGAAAAAUUCCAGGUCACCAUCAUUGCAGAUGAUAACUGCAGAUUUUUAUGCUGGUCAAGAGAAAGAUUAACUUAUUUUCUGGAAUCAGAACCAUUUCUAUAUGAAAUAUUUAGGUAUCUUAUAGGAAAAGACAUUACAAAUAAGCUCUAUUCAUUGAACGAUCCCACCUUAAAUGAUAAAAAGGCCAAAAAGCUGGAACACCAGCUCAGCCUGUGCACGCAGAUCUCCAUGCUGGAAAUGAGGAACAGCAUCGCCAGCUCCAGUGACAGCGAUGAUGGCUUACACCAGUUUCUUCGGGGCACUACCAGCAUGUCCUCUCUCCAUGUGCCGUCCCCACACCAGCGGGGCUCUACCAAGAUGAAGCCCAUCGAAGAAGGGGUCGAAGAUGACGACGAGGUCUUUGAGCCCGUGUCUCCAAAUGCACUGAAAGUCCAUCAGUUGCCCUGACCAGAGAGAGAGGACAAGGGACCUGGAUGGAAUCUGUCUUGAAAAAUACCAGCCCUUCCUCAUGGCUUCUUGAUUAGUCUGCUGUAGCUCUGGUAGUGUGAGGGCAGGAAAGUGAGGAAGGGUCAAAGAUGGGAAGGUUGUUUUAGCUCUCCUUUUUACUGAUCAGCUUUUUAAGCAAUUAUUUUACUGAGCCUUCUGACUAAACCUAGUUCUAUUUUGAGAUCUAUAUUUUCACAGUGUUUUCUAGAUAUAUUAUUGUUUUAACUUAGAUCUAUCAAUGCAAAUGCCUUUUCACUUUUUUUUUUUUUUCCUGAGUUGUGGUUCAUUUUCCUCACAGUUUUUUUUUUUUUUUUUUUUUCUCCACUGUGGCAAUGGGGUUGUCCACUUGAUAGGUUUAAGAAACAGUGUAAGUUUGAAAUUGAGGUUGAGGUAUCAUUAAAAGGCAGGGAGUCUCGAGCGUUGUUCAACUGAAUUUUUAGCUGGAAGAUUGUAAAGAAAGAUGUGAUUCGGCUGGUGUUUAUUUUUCCUCCCCGGCCAGACGCAUGACCCCAACUAGAUCACCUUACUUAUUUGGGCAUUGUGUGGAGAGCAGGAUAAUGAGGAAAACUCAUCAGCCUCGGCUCAUGAUACCCUUCCAGUGUGCUGGGUGCAAUCAGGUCUGAAACCAAAGCUGGAAAGAAAACAAAUGGAAGCAGUUCUGAGCUCAGCUUGAUCUUUAGCAAAAACCCAGCUCACCUGUGAUUUGGAGCCACCUUGUCCCACACACCCUGGUCUGGGGAACACCUGACUUGUGGUAGGGUGUCCAGGGGCUAAGCAAGGGUCAUAGAAUGAGGCGAUUGAAAGAGCAUUUUCAUUCUGUGGUCUGAAGUUUCAGACAGUUCCUCCAGAGUCACAGAUGUUUCCUUAAAAUGUGCCAAAUAGCCAGGGCUGGUGAUGCAAAUGUCCACAGAGCUUUGGGGACAGACCAAAGCCGUGUCAUGGGCACCCAACCUAGAUGUUGCUGUGAGGGCCUUGACUGCAAAUCUCCCUUUUCUCCUGGAAUCGUGUUCCAGGAAACAGUGAUGGGAAGUGGGAAGUUGGCUGAAAUCAGCGGUCAGACGGGUCAGCGUGACGGAGGCACUCAGCUGGGAGAACCCCUUUGAUUGACUACACUACGUCAUACGCCAUGACGAUUUUAUUUCAUCCACUAGAACCCAGUUGAGUUGGUCCUCUGUUGUAUUAAAUGGCUAAAACAAAGUUCCCAAUGAAAUUACUUUUAGGUAAGUUGAGCCCAAAGCAGCCUGUCUUGCCAAGAGGUGAUUUCUCUCAGAGAAGGUAGAUAAGCUACUCGAGGGUCACCUCCCUUUCCUAAAUCCACUUUUUUAAGGCUAAUUAUUUUAGUAAUUUCACUGGAGUUAAAUUUUCGCACUCGGUCCCUCACUAAGAAAAUUUCCACCAAUGGGGGGUCCAGUUCCUAACAUCUCUAUCAAAUGUUGCCUAAUUAACGCCACAUUGGAAAGGCUGAUUUCACUUCACCUUAACACGGCCUCUUUAGUUUCCUGAAUUAUCAAUGUAUUGGGGGGAAAUGAAGCACAGGUGAAGGAUUUAGCCUUGGCUUUAAGAUUGUAGAGAUUCAUUCGGUCAGAGGUCCCUUGCCGUGCCUGAGACCCCACGUGUGGUAACUGUAGCUAAUGGCGCUGGUACUGCUUUCCUCUAACUGUCGGGGUAAGGUCAUAUGGACCACUUAGUUUCCACAUGCAUAAGACUAAUUUGCAAAAUCACUCUAUAGAGUAAUUAGACAUGACACCCUUCCCUGAAGAGAAAGUAAUUUUAGAUUCUGCUGAGGCCACGUUUGUAAUGUUCUGUGGAUCCACAGAAGCUUGGGGUUUCUUACCUGACCCAUGUUCAGGGGUGUCCCAUUUUGUCGAGCUGAGACCGUGGGAAGGAUCCUCUCUAAUGACCAAGCUGUGCGUGUUGGGAGGCUAUUUUCUGCAGCACCAGGAACAAACAUUUUUAAAGGCAAGCUGCUAAAACCAGACGAUCGGAAUUCACUGUUUAUUAAAAACCCAUGUGUGCGCAUGCGUGCACAUCAGCUCCAUUCAUAACAGAGAUAAUAAUCUCGAGCUGAGGAAUCUUAAAAGAACCACUUAGCCUGAAUGGGAAACAUGAACCUAUUUUUAAAUACACACUUCUGAGGAAGACAAUGAGGCUUGGAGAAAAGGAGGUGCCGGCCACUGGCUAGCCCUCCCACAUAGACUCGAUAGCAAAGAAGCAGAUAAGAAGACAGAAAAGAGUUUUAAGUUGUAAGAUCUCAUGUGGAUGGCUUUGAAUUCAUUUAUACCAGUGAACAAGUGUAUCUUUGUGAAAGGCAUAAACACAUAGACCAAAAAAAAAAAAAAGCGUUUGCUGCCAAAGCCACUGAUAAAAUGCUUCUUGUGUUUUUUGGUGUUCACUUAGCUGUGUGACCGAGGCUUGGAAAAUGAUCUCCAAAAAUUAUUCUAUAUAUAACCCCACAUCUACUAGGUUUAAAUGCAAUACCGAGUAUGUUGUAUGAUUCAGAAGUGUAACAUUUACACAUGGAUGUAUGUGUCAUUUGUAAUAUUUUUAAAGCCCUCAUAUUUAUAUUUAUGAGAUAAUAGCACAGAUACUAGAUAGAAACCCAAUGAUGUUUAUAUAUCUUAAAUUAGUAAUAAUGGGUGCUAUAUGAUUGUCAGUUACUGCCCGUUGCUUUCUGGGGUCUUUUCUACUGCUCCCCAUGGUUCAGUUGCCCUGUCACCAUUGGACAUCUUUGUGUUUCGCUGCCAAUAGUGUGUGCCCCGGGAGACACCGCCUUCUUCAUAUCUGGUUCUUUUUCCAUGUGUCUGAAACAUUUCUGGUUUUAUAACCUGGCACUGCCAAUUCCCGGUUCCCGGGUCCUAUCCUGGCCCCAAAGGCAGAGUUCCUUGGAUGCUGGGAAAAAAAUCUUUGGGAAAAGUUGAUGUAACCUACACAUGCUGCCCUGUCCUUGGUGCACCGGGGGAAUGACUCCAGCCUUCCAGGAAAAUCGUCCUGCCAGUAUGUGGAUGGCGCCCAGCGAGAGUUGGGGUGUGCAGGGCAGCCCGAGUACUGCUCGGUGCCCACCUCCCUGCGUACUCCAGAGACCAGAUCCAAGGGAUCACAGUUCUUUAUUUCCUCUAUCCAUUUCUUUGGACAUUUCUAAAGCCUCUUUGCAGAAACUUCAGACCUCGCCAUGCCUCCAUUUCGCCUCCCUUUUUUCCAACGCUGGUUUCCCAACCUCCUUUUCUACUUCUUUCCAGCAGCAGUGGUUAGAAAUUCCCACCCGUUCGAUCCCAGCUCCCGAGGACCUGAAAGAACAGGGUAGUGUGCCGGGAAGUCAAGGCUGCCGUGUAAUCACGCGUCAGUUUUGCUCCAAGGAUGACACAUUUCCUCACCGACGGCCUUUCUUUGAUCCUCACAGGAGCCCUGGAUACCUCGAGUGUAACCAUAUAUUGUGUCAUUUCAGAAACCGGCUUUUAAGCACUAUUUAUAGGUUAAUCUGUUAUACUUACAACCUAGUUUUAAAGUAGGUUUAUGAAUGCUUUAUACAGACACGUUUAUAGGAAAGUCAGUCUUUCUGUUUUUAGGUGCCAUCGACAUUGAUACCAUUUACUUCAGAUCAAUUGACAUUUUGUCUGAAUAGGGCCUUAGAGUUGAAAAUAUCUCCAUAUACUGUCAUUUGAUCAAAUAAAUUUCUUACUUAGAAAAUA
Mustela lutreola (European mink) is the source of this 5372-nucleotide messenger RNA. RefSeq names its product blood vessel epicardial substance (gene POPDC1). Gene Ontology annotation, molecular function: cAMP binding. Bases 565 to 1647 code for a protein of 360 amino acids. Gene Ontology annotation, cellular component: sarcolemma. NCBI's taxonomy places the organism in Eukaryota, Metazoa, Chordata, Mammalia, Carnivora, Mustelidae. The record is from RefSeq and is a predicted model, not a curated record. The transcript has 8 exons.